Molecule: messenger RNA, 2965 nt
Organism: Engraulis encrasicolus (European anchovy)
Lineage: Eukaryota; Metazoa; Chordata; Actinopteri; Clupeiformes; Engraulidae
Gene: ufl1
Product: UFM1-specific ligase 1
Exons: 19
Coding region: 136-2520 (794 amino acids)
Biological process (GO): protein K69-linked ufmylation; response to endoplasmic reticulum stress; regulation of proteasomal ubiquitin-dependent protein catabolic process
Cellular component (GO): endoplasmic reticulum membrane
Molecular function (GO): UFM1 ligase activity
Source: RefSeq, a predicted model, not a curated record
GGACUGCUUAGCAUGCAGAUUGUCAACAGUUGAAAUCAGGGCUAGUUGUUUCAUUAACUUUUAAAUCAGACCCGUGUAUGGGCUCAUCACAGGGCUGUAUCGACUGAUUACUUAAUACGUUUCAUUGUUUCCACCAUGGCAGCCGACUGGGAGGAAAUCAGGCGACUAGCUGCAGACUUUCAAAGAGCACAGUUUGCAGACACUGUCCAAAGGUUGUCAGAAAGGAAUUGCAUAGAAAUAGUCACCAAACUGGUGGAAGAAAAGAAACUGGAUGUUGUGCACACUCUGGACGGGAAGGAAUACAUUACACCAAGUCAGAUUACCAGAGAAAUCCGAGAUGAACUCUACAUCCAUGGAGGUCGAAUCAACAUUGUGGACUUGCAAAAAAUCAUCAAUGUGGACUUGGUACAUGUUGAAAAGAGAGCCAAUGAAAUCGCAAGGUCUGAUAGAAACAUUCAACUGGUCCUCGGGCAGCUAAUCGACGAGAGUUACCUGAACCGCAUUGCAGAAGAGGUCAAUGACAAAUUGCAAGAGGCUGGACAAGUCACCAUUCCUGAACUCUGCAAAAGCUAUGAUCUACCAGGGGACUUCCUCACAGACGAGCUGUCCGCACGUAUUGGUAAGAUCAUUGAAGGCCAGAUGGACCAAUACAAUCGGGGCGUCAUCUUCACAGAGGCCUUUGUGAUGCGUCACAAAGCACGAAUCCGAGGACUCUUCAGUGCAGUCACGCGGCCAACUCCCGUUAAUAAUCUGAUCAGCAUUCAUGGGUUUCAGGAACAUCUUCUGUAUUCGGUGCUAGAGGAGCUGAUCGACACUGGCCGUCUGAAGGGCUCGGUGGUGGGCGGCCGGCAGGACAAGGCCGUCUAUAUACCCGACAUCUACUCCAAGACGCAGAGCAACUGGGUCGACUCUUUCCUCAAGCAGAACGGAUACCUUGAAUUUGAAGCCUUGGCGCGACUGGGUAUCCCGGAUCCUGUCAAUUACAUUAAGAAGCGGUUUAAGUCCAGCAAGCUGCUCUUCCUGAAGUCCGCCUGCGUGGGCCAGACUCUAGUGGACCAACUGGAGGCCUCGGUGGAGGAAGCCGUCAACUCUACUACCUGGACUGACCUACAGCCAAUGAUACCCAGCAGUCUGACGGAUGAGGAUGUGGGCAUGCUAAUCGGCCAGGUCAUGAGGACCACUAAGGUGCAGUCGUCUGCCAGGGUGCUGAGCGACACCGUGGUGGUUAGCGAGAAGUUCAUCAGCAACUGCCAGGCGCUGUUUGACGAGACCAUGCAGCAGAAGGCACAGAAGGAAGUCAAAAGCAAUCCAGUAUUUUUGAUCACAGAAGAGGAUCUCAAGCAGCCGUCUGUGUUGGCUGAAAACACGGGCACCUCCAGAAAGGAGAAGAGGGAUGAGCAGCGCAGGAAGAAAGCCACAGAGGGCAGUGGCAGCGUGAAAGGCGGCGGUGGGGGCAAUGCCCGUGAAAUCAGGAUUCGCAAAACCAAGAAAAAGGGCACGAGGAAAGACGACGACAGCGACGAUGAAAGUGGACCCCCUGCACAAAAUCCCAAUAGACCAUCAGAGGUCCCUUUCUUGUCUGUUGAUGAGAUUGUUGGGGUGUUGGAGGAGAAGGUGUUGGACUGUUCAGAGGAGAUGCUCCUGGAUCUUGCGGAACAUUUAAUGAGGCCUCUGACGAAAGCGUACCAGGAAGUGGUCCGAACAACGUUCAUGUCGUCGAGCUCAUCGAGUUCGGGUGGCAGCAGCCGGAAGCAGAACGUGAAGGAGCUUCAGGAGGAGGUCUCCAACCUCUACACCAGCAUCAAGCUCUUCGACAAGGGCACCAAAAUCUUCUCCGAUGACACUCAGGCAAACAUCGCCAAGCACGUGCUGAAAACCGUGUGCUCGGAUGUCACCAACAUUCUCAUCAACUUUGUAGCGACAGAUGGCCUGAUCACUUCAGACAGUUCUGGUGCCAUCACUAAUGAGGUUCGUUCGAAGAUCUUGGCAAAGCUGCCCAAUGAGACCAAAGCUCCUCUGACAAAGCUGCACAACAGUCUUAAUGGAAAGAGCAUUGAGGAGUUUGUUGGCAGUUUAGAAGUUGCUGCUGAGGAAUGUGGCUUCAUGUUGAAGAAAGCUGACAAGAAGAGAGAAAGGCAGGCCCUCUUCCAGCACAGGCAGGCCCUGCUGGAGCAGCUGAGGCAGACGGAGGACCACGCGCUGGUGCUGCACCUGACCAGCGUGCUGCUCUUCCAGGCUGCCACCCACUGCAUGCUCCACGCGCCCGGACGCUGCGUGCCCAACAUCAUAGGCACGCUGGUGGGCAAGAUACCUGAGGAGCAACACAAGCUGCUGUCCCACUACCAGUCGCUGGUGGUGAAACAGCUGGUGGGCCAGGGCCAGGGCAAGAGAGCGGAGCAGGACGGAGGGGACGGGGACACGGAAGACGCCGAGGCCAUUCACAAAGAGCUGCUCACUCUCACGCCGCAAGUCAAAGACCUCGCCCUCGCCCAGAAGAAGAACUCUGUGACUGAGGAGUAAAGGGGAUCAAGGCAACGGACAACUCAGCGGAAUAUUAAUUUCAUCCUAAAGCAUAUUAUUAAAACAAAUAAUUUAAUUAAACAAAGUAUUUGAUGAUGUCACUGCUUUGUGGGCAGGUAAAGACUGCAUCUGAAGGGAUAUGUCUUCUCAUUCAAUCUCGUCGAUUACUGGGAGUUGUAUUGGGAAAGACGCAUUUUCUUCCAGCCUUGUAAAUGUAAAAUGGCCUUUGCUGAUCAAACCAGGGGCUAUUAUACUGUAUGUAGUAAAGUUUAUUGCCAUGCUUCCUUAUAAGUCAACACCAAGUGACUUGUAAACAUCAAAACGGGAAAAAUCAUGUGGUUUUAUUUUCUUAACGAAACAAAGCCUUCGGGCUCUGAAUGUGAAAGGUCUUACUCUGCUCUGUUAAAGAUGUCCAGUAUUUUGAUUAAACAUGAUUUCUGGAAUA